Molecule: messenger RNA, 800 nt
Organism: Gossypium raimondii (Peruvian cotton)
Lineage: Eukaryota; Viridiplantae; Streptophyta; Magnoliopsida; Malvales; Malvaceae
Product: pseudo histidine-containing phosphotransfer protein 6
Exons: 5
Coding region: 125-595 (156 amino acids)
Biological process (GO): cytokinin-activated signaling pathway; phosphorylation; phosphorelay signal transduction system
Cellular component (GO): nucleus; cytoplasm
Molecular function (GO): protein histidine kinase binding; histidine phosphotransfer kinase activity
Source: RefSeq, a predicted model, not a curated record
CCCUAAAUCCCUGCAAAUAUCGAAACCAAAAAAGGUUAAUUUAAGACCCCAUUUUCUUUUACUCAAAUUUGCCUUUCUCCCGGGGUUCAAAUAUCCAGUAGCCAAAACGGGUCUGCCAUUGUGGAUGUUGGGUUUAGAUGCCGACCGUUUGCGAGCCGACCUGAACCGUUUGCUCGCUUUCCUCUUUCACCAGGGGAUAUUAGACGAGCAAUACCUACAACUUCAACAGCUUCAAGAUGAAAGCUCACCUAACUUCGUAUCAGAAGUUGUCAACAUCUAUUUCCAUGAAUCCGAGAAGCUCUUGAGGAACCUCAGAUCUUUACUGAUGGAUAGAGAGUUCUCGGAUUACGACAAAAUGGGAAUCCAUUUGAAUCAGUUCAUAGGAAGCAGCUCAAGCAUAGGUGCUAAAAGGGUUAGAAAUGUUUGUGUCGCCUUCCGUGCCGCUUCCGAUCAGAACAACCGUGCUGGGUGCUUGAGAGCUUUAGAGCUCUUAGAACAUGAGUAUUGUAUCCUCAAGAAUAAAUUGCAUGAGCUUUUCCAGAUAGAGCAGCAAAGGCUACUAGCAGCUGGAGUUCGAUACCCAAUGCUUAAUUAACUAAACCCCCAAAAAGCAUGCAGCUUUCAUGUUUCACUAAAAGAAAAACCAGACAAGUCCCAGAGCUGGGUUUUGUAAUAUCUGUAGAGAGAGAAGAAAAAAAAAUUGGGAAAGAAAAAGGGUUGUUUUCAUUGCAACCUUUGUCAUUGAUUCUUACUUUGUUUGAGUUUGUCACUUUUGAAUCCAAUAUUAUGAAAUGAAAUUA